Mucor velutinosus is the source of this 474-nucleotide messenger RNA. RefSeq lists its product as uncharacterized. The record is from RefSeq and is a predicted model, not a curated record. The coding region runs from base 1 to 474 and encodes 157 amino acids. The transcript has 4 exons. NCBI's taxonomy places the organism in Eukaryota, Fungi, Mucoromycota, Mucoromycetes, Mucorales, Mucoraceae.
AUGGUGGAAGCAAAGAACGAAGUCUUAGCCAAAAACGAAGCCUUAUCCAAGCAACUACAAAAGCUCUUGAAGGCCCAAGACACUCGCUUAGAAUUGUAUCGAGAAUUCGACAUUGCAUUCAAGGAUUACUUGAACGGCAAGUGUCCUGCUGAGCAGUAUCAUUCCGUUUGCAAAAUUGUUACGGAGGGUUUCCAAGAUGUAUCUCAAGAAAUUCAGGAUGUUGAAAAGAGUGUCAAUGAAUCUGAUAAAGUAAUUGGUGGUAUGAUUCGACAAUUGCAGCAUGUUGAAAAGGAGAGAUUAGAGAAGACUGCCAAAUUACAAAUCUUGAUCAUUCAAGCCAAAGAAUCGGAUAAAGACUUUGAUGAGACGAUCAAGCAACAACAAGAAAGUGUGAAAGAGGUUACCGACAAGGUCUAUGAAGUCUGGGAUGAACUUAGAGAGGAAAUGCAUGGUGUAGCGUCACUCAUCUGUUAG